AUGGCUCCCCAACCAGACUACUACAAAACCCUCGAGGUCGACUCAAAAGCUUCCCAACAGCAAAUCCGCGAUGCCUACAAAAAAGCAGCACUAAAGCACCACCCCGACCGCGUCCCCUCCGACUCCCCCGAGCGCGCAAGCCGCACAAAGCGCUUCCAACAAAUCAACGACGCCUACUACACUCUAUCAGACGCGACACGGCGCCGCGACUACGACGCCGCACGCACCUACAACAGUUUCACGGGCAGUACCGCAACACCCGACUCUGAUUUCGAAGAAGACAUCCCAGGAAACGCGGGUGCGGGCGCAGGCACAGGCACAGGCGGCGGCUUCGCCCAAGGCUUCCCCUGGUCCGCCUUUGGUUUCGGCAGCGCGCCCGCCGGCAACACCGAGGAAUCCCACAACCGGUUCUCUGAAGAGCAAUUCGGUGGUAUCUUCGAGGAGAUGCUUAGGGAAGAGGGGAUGGCGGAUCAGGACGCGCAUCCGACGUCAAAGUUUUGGAGAGAUGCCGCAGGCGGAUAA
Molecule: messenger RNA, 522 nt
Organism: Alternaria arbusti
Lineage: Eukaryota; Fungi; Ascomycota; Dothideomycetes; Pleosporales; Pleosporaceae
Exons: 5
Coding region: 1-522 (173 amino acids)
Source: RefSeq, a predicted model, not a curated record